AUGAAGUCCCUUUGGAGCAUCACCAUCCACAACCACAGUCAUACCAAUCAUGAUGAGAAAGAUGGACAACUGCAUGGUAGCUCUGUGACGUUUACUGCACAUACGUGUAGCUUCUUCCCUAAAUGCAAAAAAAAGGCUUUUUUUAAAUUUUUUUCAUUGCACUUGUAAAAAUAAAUCUAAUAUGUAUGAAUAAGUUAUGACUAAAUAUUUAACUAACUUAGAGAAAAACAGGUCCAAACUAUGUAAAACUAUGUAAAAUUUUCUUGUUUUGUUUUGUUUUUCCUUAUAUACGCGUAUUUUGACCGCAAAACAAAAAGGUUUGGCCCUUCCCGUUAUAUUGAACAAAAAUCGUGCUAUAAAUUAGACAUGUCUUAGCUGCAAAAAGAGCUCCAUUAUCUCAUAAUGACAAUUAUCAGUUUUUUUUUAAUUUCUUUUGUAGUGCAUUAAUGGGAGUGAAUAUCACAAAUUCUCCAUUUCCCUCUCCAUCAUUAUUCUGCCCUUCGAAAUUUACAACAUGUUUACGAUCCACAGACUUUAAGUUAACAACAGCGCUUGAAGACUAAAAGAAAGUGUGUUUUGAUAUGCGUCAUUUCUCUUACCAAUCUCUUCUGCUGUCCUGCCCAGUGUGUUGUACACAUUCAAGCUUUUUUUUUUUUCUUUUUAUCCUUUCGCACCAGGCGACGGUUUAAGGAAAGAGACCGUGGGAAUCUCAUCAGACUUUAUUUUACUAGCCGUUUACUGCAGUUAAUUGCAAUUGUUGUAGAUAAUUAGGAAAAAACUAAAACUGGCAAACAGCAGAACGUUUAUUGAAUCUUUCCCAUUGAUACUGGCUGGCAGCUCACGGCUAUUUUCUUUCUCUAUUUUAUUAUUAUUAGUUUUUUUUUUCACCUAAUAUUUCCAAACUGAAAUAAAAAUAAAAAAAAUAUUUUACUAUCUUUAAAAUUUUAAUUUAUGGAAAUAAAUGGUUCAAUAUUGUCUCACCUUUAUAUUUAAUUAUGGCUAUACAUUUAUUAAAAACGGUUAAAACAUUGCACCUUACAAAUCAUAAAAUUGCUUUUCAACAAAUUUGACCAGAAUUAUUUCUUAACCCCCUAAAAAAAUAAUAAGAGUUAUAACGGACCAUAUAAUUUGUAUAACAGUUUUUUCUUUAACCUUGUUUUAUUUAUUAUCUUUCACCGGUAACGAUGACAUAGUACUUAGUUGUGCAUUUUGUUUUAACCUGUCAUAAUAAUAGAAUAAUUUAUCUUUUUUUUUUUAAAUACUCACUCACUCAUUACUAUAUAACAAAACAAAAAAAAUUAAUAAGGCAUAAAACGUGUCUACGGUUAUGACGAACCACUUCGUCAUCACUAUAUGAUUCUGGAAAACAAUUAAUUCAAGGUAGGACAAAAGAAAGAGACUUAUCAUCGCGUAAUUCUUUUAUCAUUUCUGAUUUUUUAGCAAUAAAAUUUAGUCGUUUACAGAUUCUCAACACUUAAAAGGAUAAUUAAGCUGUUCUGAAGGAAUGAUCGGACAUUUUUGGGGAAAAAAUUGCAGAUUCUACCAUCAUUUACUUGGUCAGCACUGAAAUAACCCAGUCCAUUAGCUCAGCUCAAGGCCGGCAGUUUAAAGAAUGUUUAUUUAUUGAUUAAGGCUCCUAUUUGAGAGUAUUAACACUUUAAACAUAUGUAAUUAUUAGGAGGUUCCUCAGGGUCAUUUAACUUCAGACAGAUCUUUAAUGAGAGCGCGGGGAUUGACGACUUGAUAAACCAAUCGGUUGCAUUUAUUUUUUUCAUAUAUGCAGAAUGGUUGCCUCACGUUUAAUCAAUAAACCGCAUUAAUUAGAAGACUUUGUAAGUGAAAACAAACUUCAAAAUCAAAUCUUUAAAUCUCCUGAAAAUCUCCUUUCUAUUUGAAUUUUAUGUCCACUAUUUGUUUUAAAAUCAAAAAAGACAGUGUAAAAAUAGUUUGAAUUACAACCUCAAAACUCGUACACAUCAAUCCUAUUUAUUAUUAUUAUUAUUAUUAUUAUUAUUAUUAUUAUUAUUUAAGUAUUAUUACUUUUAGAGUGCUUUGCAACUGGAAACAUGAAAUUUUCCGUAUGUUACUAACAUACUAGCACGCCUAAUAAAUUCUAUCAUUAGACCUUGUAUUUUGAACUAUUAAGUUCAUAUUAAGAACUUAUUUUCACUGCUUUUUGACAGACAGCUUUAUCUAGAUUCUGGAUCAGAAACUUCUCUCAAGAAACAACAACCUCGCGGAACUCCAAUUAAAAGAAAUUUCGUAAUUGUUUAACUCUUAAAGAGUCAAUACAGCUUGUUGACUUUUUAUCUACUAUCUAAAUAUGCGACUGUGAAGUGACGUUCGUCUCACAAGCUCUAAUUGCUCCCAAAAUGCUGAUUUAUUCAGCUUAAGCGGUAUAUUCUUUGAAACAAAGUUUCAUCUCCCUUUUUAACCAAAUAUAAUUAUAAUUUGAUAACAAAAACAGCAAUUUUCAUUUUCAUGGGAUUCGCAGAGUUAUUUAUUUCACUUUUUUUUUUUAAGAAAAGGUGGAAGGAUUCUUUUAAUUUCAUUUUUUUUAAACAUAUUUUAUUUUUAGUCUUUAUAUGACGAUAUUAUUCUGCAAAUUAUGUUGAAGGAAUUUCACUCAAUGCAAGACAGACGCGAGUUCAGUUUGCAUAAAACAUGAAAUGCUCUACUUUGAUAUUUUCUCCAGGAAACAAUGAAAGUUAUUUUUCAAAUGAUUCUAUAGGAUUUUUCUUUAUGCUUAGUUAAAAUGAACAACAUCUGAGCAAAUUAUUAUUAUCAUCAUUAUUAUUAUUUUAAAUUUUUAGAAUGCUAAAACAAACAAUGUUCCAGAUAAAUGCGGCUCCGAGAUCUUAUAAUGAACUUUCAGAAGUCCGACUUCAGUCCGAACACUGGUAAGUGUCAGACUUAACGUACGUUCAGUAGUUUUAAAGGUGCAGAUACUCCAAGCUAUAAACCAAAAAUAGUAGAUAAAAUGGACAUUUUUAAGUUCAUAAAACGCAGAAACCCAUACACUGGUCAGGAUUUGAACUUAAAGAUUUUCAGGGCUGAUUUAUUAAGGGGAGAAAAAAUUAAAUUUCAUAUAUAAGUUACCCAGCAAGACUACAAGUGCAAUUGCCAACCCCUAAAUCAAUACAUGUCCAUUCACACCUUCAUUUCUUCAGUAAAAAGAAGGAUUUAAUAGUAUGGGGAGUUCUGGGAGUUAUAGUGAAUAAACGUGGAUUAGAUCCUCAAAACGUUUUACCAAGAGUGAGAUACCCAGUUCAGAUGGGACAGGUCAUUAAUAUUCGUAAGGCAUUAUUGUUCACAGAGAAUUUCAACCUUUAUUGUUUCAUGAAACUUUAGAAAAAGAUUCAUCAUGCUAUGCUUUUACUUAUUCAGAAGUGAACACAAGUUUUCGCAGCAAACGUAACAUCCAAUGACCAUCGCCAAACUCUCAAGCCUAAGAUUAUCGAAAAAAGGGUAACGUUUAUUUGGUGAAUCGAGUUCAAGGCUAGGACUAAUAGACUCAAACCAUUUGAUAAAAGAAAGGGAAAUGUUUAUGUUUAUUAGUGUUUAAUAACAUACUCAACAUCGUAAAACAUAUAUUCAGAAUACUGAAGUUGUUUUCAUUUAAAGAAGUACUGACCAAUUACCUUUUCCUUAACACAAUACGCUUAGCAAUAAAUCUAUUUGGGCCUAAACUGAUUACAAUAUUUUUAUAUCUUGUACGUCGUCCUAUUUAUGUAAUCAAGUAAGUUACUCUUAUUACGCAGGAUGUUAAACAAGACAGACAUUUAGAGAUGACACUACCAGCUCCAAUCUGGUUGUUCAUUGAAGCCAGUGUACUCACUUCGCUUGUAGACUUGAGCAAUGCCUAUGGCCAGGAACCCCCGAAAGGACUUCAGUUUUUAGGUGUGGGCUAUAACCUUUUGAAAGGAAACCCCGAAGGUGGUGAUUUGUCAAAUGGAGGUAUCGACCCUGGACUGCUCUUCACUAGAAAGGUGUUCAAGUUGUCGUAUGACACCAAUAAACUUUCUGUUGGCCAGCAGUACAUGAUACCAGAUCAGGUUAGCUUCGCUCCGAGGUCCAGUUGUGUGACUACCACACAGAAAGAAGUUAUUUCCGGAUCGAAGAGUUAUCAGAAAAAGCUGGCUGUUGAUGUAUGUGCUAACGGUAAUAAUUAUCCAUAAGUUUUAAAAUCUAGAUUUUGAAUCUAAAUAACGAUUAACUAAUAAUUAAUUUUUAAUUUUUGAUUGAAAGGCUCAUGGCACAUAGUUACUCAGUCUCGAACAAAUUCACUAAUUUUUAAUAAAUCAAGUGAUUUUUAAUUGUUGUUGUUGCUUGUUUCUUUACAUAGGUGGAUACGAAUCAGACCUAUGGAAUGUUGCUUUCACCCUGAGUUCAAGUAGGUUGACUUGUUACUGUUAUUGUUAAUUGUUUCCCCACUAAAAUACUCCAUAUUAAAGCUCCAUUUUUUUCCACUUAAAUGCUGGGUCUCCCCGAAAAGUCACUACUUAAAAAUGCUUAAUGAUGCUUAUCAGACAGCGGGUUAUUUAGUAAUUUAAAAAGUAGUGUUAAAACAGCAACGGAUACAAGUAAAUGGUUUUCAUAGAGCAUUAAGAUUGAUACUCUUAACAGCUGUUAAUAACAGUGACAUUUGAGUUUGGUUUGAUAUCGGCAUUAAACAUACACAAAGUGUCCAUUCUAUCUCGAUAUAUAUAAUCUUAAUUUCAUUUUUUCUCGCAAAAAAUUAUAGCUUUCUCGAAAAAUUCCAGUAAAAUGCUCUCACAAUGCUUAAUGCUUUUGCUUCACUAAACCUCUCGAAGAAAUGCGAGCAUAAAGCAUAUUUUUCAGUGUAAAUUUGGUAGCUGUAUCAUUAGACGUAUCUCUUCAAUUCGUCUGCUUUUAUUACAGUUCUAAGUCUAAAGAAAAGCCCUCUUAGUGAUACCAAACACACAAUACUUAGUUGAACGUGGAUCCAGUGUGGAUCACGGGAACUGCUUUCUAGACAGUAAUAUUAGUAAUAAUGUCUCUUAUUUUCUUCGAUUUAUUAGAUUUCGAAAAGAUGACUAAGGAGACAUCGACGUACAAUAAUGUGUUUUACGAAGAGAAAAGUGUGUGUAACCGCGGUCGCGCUCGCUACCAGUUGGAUUUAGUGCCGAUAAAGAAGUUCCCAGUGUCUGAAGACUUUGCAGCCGCGGUUUGUGGUCUUCCAGGCCAAUAUUCUGAAAGAACGUACUAUCAGUUCAUUGAGAGAUGGGGAACCGUAAGUUGUACAUAACUUGGAUGUUUUCAAUGAUGAUUAUUGAACUGAAGGGAUUGCAAUUUGGCUUAUUAACAAACGCGGCAUUUCAAAAUUUAAGGAGCGCGCAGCACAAGUCAACUUUGUAACCACAGACAAAAAUUGCACUUCACUCAGAUCAAUUGCCGCGAAAAAAUUUAUUACAUCCAUUCUGAAAUUCCUCGAUUUAAUGGCUCAAAUACAGGAUUAUUUCUUAUUCGGUACCGGUAUUUUAUUAAUUCAGUCACUGGUGUCGCUAAAAACGCUUUCAAAUCUCAUAUUGUAUGCAGUACAGAAAUAAUGAGAAUCAGAGCAGAAAAAAUUUGAAUGCUUGGAUAAAAACGGUGAAACGUUUACAUAACUAAUUUUAGCGGCAAACAUUUUACAAAAAAAAAAAAGCAUUUAAGAAUGUUUUUAAAUAUAAUAGUCAUGGUUGUUCGCCUCUUUAAUCUGCAUUGGCUUUUUUUUCUCGGAUGUCGUUUUAUUUUAGCAUAUUGUAGUUGAAGUGGAGUUGGGUGAAAAAACGAUUGAGCGCUCUAAAAGCAGUAGGACAGAAUUCACAAAAUACGCCAUGAAUAACGUAAGUAUGGAUCCCCCUUUUAAACUUAUUGAAUAGUUUCCACGCCCUACUUGUAAAAUGUAUGAUUUAAUACAUUCCCGCCGCAAAUAUAUUUUUACUUUAAUUUGUGUUCUCCGAAGCAAAGCGGAGGAAGAGUCAAGUCUCAUUUUACAUGUCCUACAGAUAAAUAAACUGCGAUCCCUAAACAGUCGAUAAGUCAUUGUUAUUAAACUAUUCAAUUCCUCCCUGUUUUUUGUUGUUUUUUUUUCUCCAGCUUAAAGGAUCAGUAUCUGCAGAAGGUGCUUUUCAAGGUUUUUCAUCGUCAUUGUCAGUGAACAUGGAGAGAUUCCGAGAAGAGAUGUCAGAGGACACAAAAUUCGGGGAAAGUAAGAUAACUCUCACCUCAGGAGGGAUGGACAUGCCUGAGCCAAUUGGUUUGCGGCUGAUUCCAAUCUACGAAGCCAUGAGCAAGAGUUUCUACGUUGCUUCCGCAUCUGCUAGGACCGCGUUGCCAUGCCAGCACACGGAUUCCUUACUGAAUUCUAGACGAAAAAAUCUAAAGACAAUCCUGAGAGACUACCCUAGAGUGAAGAGGGUCAAGAAACCAGUUGGUAGGUGUAACAUCUAUCCUUGCGUUUUAAUGAGUGUUCAGAGUAAGGGCAAGUUCUCGUUUUAAAAAUAUCUCUAUGAAUUGCUCCUUAAAUUUUUGGUUCUCGGUGUUUAAAAAAUGGUGGGUAUAACCAUCUCCAAUUCAUGAAAACAAAACAAAAAAAAACAUUUUCAAACCAGCAGGUCCAUUUUGCUAGCUGAAGCUUCCCUGAGAGGGGACACUUUUGUUAUCUUUUUUUUUUUUUUAAACACUUCUGCUAAGAAAACACGAUUUUUCUGGUCCAUAAAGAUCUUCUGUUAACAGAAUACUUGACCGUAUGUUUAAACUAUAUUACGUACAGGCACCAAGCAAUGAAUCUAGAAUACCAACUAUUGACACUAUAAUUUCUAACACCGCUCCUAAAACUCAACUACCAACAGUUUCCUUUUAAAUACGACAGAGUGUCAAUUUUGGUUCCCAAGAGCUAUGGCCUAUGAGAGCUAUGGUUGAUGAAAACUGUUAACGAGGUAAAAUAAAUAAAUAAGUAAAUAAAUAAAUAAAUAAACAAAUAAAUAAAUAAAAUUUUCUCUUGUGAUAGAUCCGGAAGUAAGAAUUCCCUUAACUUGGCCACAGGGAACGUAUGGGCUUCCGAUGACUUACCGUGGUUGUCCUGUUGGGGCCGGAUUUCGAUGGCAUCAUGGGUACCGCUAUCAGGAAGGGGAGCUUGGAAAUAGCUGGUCAGGGGGUUACCACCUCGGUGGAAAGAAAUCCAUCUGGACUAACGAACAAACCUUCUGCAUGAAGACUCAGCAGCGUGGAACCGAGUAUGACCUGGAAUGGGGACCAGGACAGUACUGUAUAUUUAAGAAGGGAGACUGCCAAGAAGGUAAGCCGUUUUAGUUAUUAGAGAGAUCAAGAGGCACUGAACGGCAAACGUCAGGCGGAUUCAAGUUGAGAACUCCUCAAAAUAGAAAACGAGCCGGGAAAAACAGUUCCGAACAAUCAAUUGUUAUUGAUUAAACUGGCGUGAAUCCACUGAUUUCUGUGUAGUUUUUAGUAAAGAGUGAAUGUCAAGUAAAGGGGAAACUUGGUCAAAUGAUACAAAGGUGAUUCUUAACCUCUCUGUUAGUUUAAUUAUAGAAUGAAGAUGAUUUGAACUGAGGGAGUACAAAUCUAAAUGAUGACAUGAGCAUCCUUGCAAUAGAAAAUUAAACGGGUAAAAAAAUUCCGGGGCACCAGCAGGCAUUCGAACCCAUGACCUCUGCGUUAGCGAAGAAGCCAUGGUUCAUAUCGAUAAACUGAUCAAUAACUAACUCAUACGAAUAUUUAUGAGCAAAUUAUUUCCGUUUCUGAUUGGCACGAGUAUUAAUACAACGAAAAAUAAAAUUGCUUCUCUGAGGGACACAUAGCCGACUAGGAAAAAUUAUGCCUGAAAUGAGUUCUCUAAAUGACGGGCUUGAAAAUAUUCUUGUUUUCCAGGCUUCGAUGAAGGUUUUAUUCGCUGGGAUGACGAAAAUACAGACAACAAUAACAACUAUCGAGGUACUUUACCAGAUGGAAAAUACGGGAAAAAUACACUGAUCAAGUAUUGUUGUCGCACAGACGGCUUUGCGACAAAUCCCAUUAUCCUUCCAACAGAUCAGCCCUUCGUUCUUUUCAAAUCCAAUAGUCAUCAGUGCCAACAGGUCCAAGGAAUGCAUGCGCACUCCGAAUGGUUCAAGUGGGACACAGAAGAUUGGUCUUUCUCGGGAAAUGAAAAGGGUGGAUCCAUUCCAUAUGGAGAAGUCGGCAGGAAUAUAAAACUUGAUUAUUGUUAUUACACUCGGUCUUGA
Messenger RNA from Porites lobata, 8249 nucleotides. The record is from the annotation of a GenBank genome assembly. NCBI's taxonomy places the organism in Eukaryota, Metazoa, Cnidaria, Anthozoa, Scleractinia, Poritidae.